Messenger RNA from Serendipita indica DSM 11827, 1023 nucleotides. The record is from the annotation of a GenBank genome assembly. NCBI's taxonomy places the organism in Eukaryota, Fungi, Basidiomycota, Agaricomycetes, Sebacinales, Serendipitaceae.
AUGGACGCGCAUAGAUCUCAUAUUUCCCAAGGAUCUUAUGGAUGCUUCUCCCCUACCAAGGAAUAUGUUGAAGCAUGCUUGAAGCGCAGUCGUGGCCGUCUACUUGAUAUUACCAUUAAGUUCCCGCGACAUAUCACAGCUACAAACUACGCCUUGGAACAGGUUGUGGCUGAAGUGACCCCAAUAAUUGGUAUCGAUGCAUCCUCAGACCUAUACGGAACGCUCCUUGAUGCAGAUUGGCAAUGCAACAAGAACGUGACCAAGUCCCUCAUUGGUCCCAACGGGGAGCAUGUGCUGCGGUGGGGUUCACUUUCGAUGACACUUUCAGAAGACGAUUGGGGAAAUUUCUUUCUUGCGCGCAUGGAGGACUAUCCAGCUCCGGGUUUACAACAACUGGAAAUCACAAAUAUAAGUUUUUCUACAGACUGGUUUCUGUAUGGAGGGUGCUCCUUUCCGACAAUGCUACGUCUGCGUUCAUUGAAGACGGACUGGCCCUGCUUACACUGGCUCAAUCCUCAGUCAGCAGCCCUCACUCACCUAGAUACCACAUACGGAGGUGGCGUUAUCUUUGAUCACCUUUCUGGCUUCCAGAAACUCCACCAGCUUUGUAUUCGAGACGCCACUGACACCUCUUCGUACUCCAAGGAUUCGAUCACCCUCUCUCAACUCUCCGAACUUCAUAUAUACGGAGAUGUCAACGAAAUUAUCGCAAUUCUAGUGGCACCACAGCUCGAAAAGCUGGUCGUCUUUUCAUCGCAGACCAGGUUCAAGCGACCACUUCCGUCCGUUCCAUUGGUUGAAUGGACAUUCGACAAGACCGAUGCGUAUGAUUUCUUACAGUACAUCACACUUACCUCCAUAUUCGAGAACAUGACAGAGACGCGUCGCUUGAGCCUUCAGGGUUUUAAAGUGGAGCUGGUAGAUGAUGUUAGAAACAAGCUCAAGCGAGAAGGCAGACUGCCAACGAGCCUCAAAGUAGUAGAGGUACUCGUAGAUGACGCUAGAAUAAUUAUCUGCGACUGA